AUGCCGGUGAAGAACCGGUACAACCUGGUGGACGAUGGCUGCGACUCACGCGUCCCGCUGCCCAACGAAGAGGCCUUCCAGCACGGCAUCCACUUCCAGGCCAAGUACAUCGGUAGCUUGGACGUACCCAGGCCCAACAGCCGCGUGGAGAUUGUGGCAGCCAUGAGAAGGAUUCGGUAUGAAUUCAAAGCCAAGAACAUUAAGAAGAAGAAAGUGAGCAUCAUUGUGUCCGUGGACGGGGUGAAGGUGAUACUGCGCAAGAAGCAGAAGAGAAAGGAGUGGACCUGGGAUGAGAGUAAGAUGGUGGUGAUGCACGAUCCGGUGUACAGAAUCUUCUAUGUGUCUCACGACUCACAAGACCUGAAAAUAUUUAGUUACAUCGCAAGGGACGGCGCUAACAACUCCUUCAGGUGCAACGUCUUCAAAUCCAAGAAGAAGAGCCAGGCGAUGCGGGUGGUGCGCACGGUGGGGCAGGCCUUCGAGGUGUGCCACAAGCUGAGCCUGCAGCACGCCCUGCAGAACGCCGACGGGCAGGCGGACGGCGCCAGCGACAAGUCGGCCGAGGAGCAGCCGCUGGAAGUUCACCAGAUAAAGGGCUCCAAGAUCACGGAUGCAGACGAGGUUGGCAUCGACUCUGAUGGCUUCUGUGUGGCCGAGAGGGGACCCGGAGAGCUGCCUGCUGCCAGGGGGGACCUCAGCAUGCUGAAACCUGGGCAAGCCUCAAAGGAUAAGAACUGCCAGGUGCUGGAGCUGCCCCAACAGGGGAGGGCAGGGGGCAGGAAAGGCAGCGGCCACGGGCCGGCUCCCAGCAGGGCACGCUGCGAGGGGAACCGUCCUAAAACACCCCCGCUGCCAGGGUGGGAGGCUGCCCGCCGGGGGGAUGCGCUGCCCGGCUCUGGGCUGCGUGCCGAGCCCCCCGGUGCUACGGAGGGCCAGGAUGCCGAGAACUGCUCCCUCCACCUGGGUGGCUCCCAGCAGCUGCUCAGCCCCAGCAGCCCCUGCUCCUCGGCCUCCAUCACCCCGCUGGCCUCCCAGCACUGCCUCCAGCUGCUCCAGCAGCAGCUCCUCCAGCAGCAGCAGCAGACGCAGGUGGCCGUGGCCCAGGUGCAGCUGCUGAAGGACCAACUGGCGGCCGAAACGGCGGCACGGAUCGAAGCGCAGGCCCGCGUACGGCAGCUCCUGUUGACCAACCGUGACCUGCUGCAGCACGUCUCCUUGCUGGUGCGGCAGCUGACGGUGCUGGAAGCCCGGGAGCAACACCGGCAGCCGGUUGACCGCUCCUUGCAAAACCUGUCCCUAGCUCAGUCCCUCUCCCUGAACCUGAAGAACCACUACAGCUUGGACAUCCACCUCCCGUCCACCUCCACCCCCGCCAGCAUCCUGGGCAGCCCGGUGGCCCCCGGCUCGCUGCCAGCCCUGGGCCCCGGGGACUCCUACCUCAACCUCAUCAGCCUGGAGAGAGGCGGCCACCGCUACGGCAGCAAGGAGGGUGACGAGUGCCUGGCUGUGCUGGAGGGGCAGGACGGGCUCAGCCGGCGCGUGGAGGGCUCGGAGGUCAGCGAGUUCACUCUGCUCAACGGGAGCAGCCGGCAGAAGGUGGACGACACGGACAGAGGGGACGAGGACAGGCGGCAGCAGCCCAUUCCCAAGCUCAACCCGCCACCACCCAUCCUACGCAAAAGGUCAAGCAAGACCUCGCCAAGCCUGGAAGUGGAGGCGAAGCCCGAGAGCGCUGCCCACGUGAGCUUGCCCAGCCCCAGCAUCUCCAGCCUCACCAGCAUCGCUGCCAGCUCGCUCACCCUCUUGGACCCUGAGGCAAGGACUGCCGCGCGGAGCGCUGCCUCCGGCACAGAGCCUAUCCCUGCUGGGACCUGCCAGCGCGCUCUGGGCAAGGACAGGACUGGAGAGAGUGGGCAGAUGUCCCCCCUGGCCAGCAUCCAUGACCCUGCAGCCAGUGAGCUCCUGGCCAAGGACUUGGCCACCCUGGCCAGCCCCAUGGACAGCACGCUGCCCUUCUCCCCUGCGGAUGACACCUGCUUGCACAUCAGCUUCUCAGAAGAUGAGCUGCUUGAACCAGAGCUGGACACUACCGUGGGGCCCAGCAGGGUCCCCUCUUAGUGGGACUGCAGUAGGUGGCAGCCAGCUGGCAGGCAGCCCCAGCAGCUC
Nipponia nippon (crested ibis) is the source of this 2166-nucleotide messenger RNA. The record is from RefSeq and is a predicted model, not a curated record. Lineage: Eukaryota; Metazoa; Chordata; Aves; Pelecaniformes; Threskiornithidae.